Pogoniulus pusillus (Red-fronted tinkerbird) is the source of this 2402-nucleotide messenger RNA. It is a transcript of the gene METTL25, whose product is annotated as methyltransferase like 25. The record is from RefSeq and is a predicted model, not a curated record. The transcript is spliced from 9 exons. Lineage: Eukaryota; Metazoa; Chordata; Aves; Piciformes; Lybiidae. The coding region runs from base 115 to 1734 and encodes 539 amino acids.
CGUCACCGCCCCGCGCCGCCGCCCCUCGGCGCUCCGUUCGGGCGCUUGCGCAGCCGGCGGCAGCAGCGCGGCCCGCGGCCUGCCGAGCCGGGCGGGAGCGGAGGCCGCAGCGCUAUGGCGCGGCCGCCCCGCGCGCUUCCGCCUCAGCUGCGGCCAGCGGCGGCGGCGGAGACGCUGCGGCGCGUGGCGCUGUUCCUGGAGCGCGCGCUGCCGCUGUGCCGCGCGCACACGGUGGAGUUCUACACGCGGGGGCUGUGGGAGCGCCUGGUGGCGCCGCGCCCUGCCGCCGUGCUGGAGGCGCUGCGCGCUGCCGGGCCGCUGACGGCGCCGCGCCCCCUCGCGGAGGCCUCCGGCCUUGCGGCGGCGCUGUGGGAUGAUGACAAGUUUUCCAGUGUGUUUUGUGAUGACUCUGAGAAGCUUAUCAACGUACAUUUGUUCACCCUGGCUGCUAAGUGUUAUUCUUUGUCCAGUCUUGGAGUGUGUACCCCUUUAGAAGAAAUGCUUGAAGCACUGAGAGGACACAAUCAAGGAAAACCAGGUAUCAAACCUGAUGAGUUUAUGAAUAAUAAGAAAUCACAUGAAGUGCAGGUAAUGUCAGAGCUGGUAGACAACAUGGCCAAUUACUGUGGCAUAAAACAGGUGAUAGAUAUAGGUUCUGGAAAAGGCUAUCUGAGUUCAUUUUUGUCCAUGCAGUAUAACUUACAAGUUUAUGGAAUUGACUCCUCGGACAGCAACACUAAUGGUGCUCAUGAAAGGAACAGGAAAUUGAAGAAACACUGGAAAGCAUAUCAGAGUCAAGGAAGAGCAAACCUCAGAACCCAGAGGUUGGAAAAGACAAACAACAGGCCAGUGGAGAGUGAAAUUAAAUGUAAAGCAAUCAAGGAAAAGCCCUUAAAUAGUCUUCAGAGUCAGGACCAAGAGACUAUCCAAGAUUUAGUUCCUUCUUGUGGUUUCACAGAAGCAGCUAUAUCUGAAGCUAACAAAGGAACUGAAGCUGAUUUAGUGGCUCAGCCACAAUCUGAUGAGAGCAGACUUUCUGAAGAGGUCCUCGCUAUUCUGAAUGUUCUGCCUGCUGAUGCUGUAGAGGCUUUUUCUUCACCUCAGUGUGGUUGUGAGGAACACAGAAAAAUGGCAUCUCUCGAGGCUAGAGCGCGCGAGUCAGAGGAGUCAAACCUGUAUCUCCCGCUGACCUCGCGCAUCACUGCAGCAACAGAAAUCAGUGACAUCGUAACAGAUAUGGAGGUUGUCUCACUGAUAUUUGAAGUCCACUCUCUUAUAUGUAGCCAUUUUCAUAUGCAGGACUGUGUGCUGGUGGGGCUACAUACGUGUGGGGAUCUUGCUGCAAAUACCCUACGAAUUUUUACUGCCACGCCUGAAAUCAAAGCAGUUUGCAGCGUAGGCUGCUGCUACCACCUCUUAUCAGAACAGUUUGAAAACCAAGCAGAAUAUCCAGAGGAAGUGUGGGGCUUUCCCAUGUGCCGAUACUUGAAGGACAAGGGCUGGUGCUGCGGUCGCAAUGCUAGAAUGUCAGCGUGCUUGGCCUUGGAGCGCGUUGCAGUUGGCCAAGUGCUGCCUACAGAAUCGUUGUUUUAUCGAGCUGUUCUUCAGGUUAUUAUAGAAGAAAUUUAUGGUGGCACCAAAAGCUCUGAGCCUAUUCCACAGUGUGAACCAAGGCAUGGGACAUGGGGGAAAUUGGAACAUGCGCUUCAGCAGUGUACUCCUGAUCUAAAAUAAGUGCUAAUGCAGUUACCUCUGAAUGUGCAGAGCCCUUCCUAAAAGAAGCCAUGUUUGUUUCAUUUUAAAUUACAUAAACUACCACACAUAAAAUCAUGCUGAAUCUUCUGCUAAAAGAAUAGAAGCUUUUUUCCUUUUAAAAAUGGCAUAAACACCCAUAAAAUCAUGGCUAUUAAAUUUUAAAGAGAAGAAGAAGUUAGAGAGGUGUUAAUUUUUUUUUGAUGGGAGCGUGCUUUGGAGGAAGCAACUAAGGUUAUACUUUUGAAAUAAAAGCAGUGGCUACCUUAGAAAGACUCCUCUCCCCCUCUCCUCCCACGUUUUAUUGCUGAGCAUGACGUUAAGUGGCAUGGAGUAUCUCCGUGAUCCAUUCAGGUCCGUUGUGUCGCCACGCUGACAUCUUGUGUACCGACAGCCUGCUCCCUGGGAGGCAGAGGGUGGAAUAGAGAAGGCUUUCAUGAUGUGCAAUCCCUGUUUGGCAACAGCUGUGUGUUACCAGCAGUACUUCAGUCACACAUCCAAACCACAGCACUACAUGGGCUGCUGCAAAGUUAGUUCCCUCCCAGCCAGAUCCAGACUAUCUUUCCCCAAGUAGCUGGUGUUGAGGAACCAGAUGCCCAUCUUCCAAAGGGUAAGCAUCGACUGAUUUGCAGACUGCAUCAGCCCAAGUC